AUGAGUAAGGAUCAAUCAGAAUCUGAGGCAACAAAUCAAAACAAAGAUCAAACAAAUGUUUUUUCUGAAAUUAAUCAAAAUGCACCAGAUAAAAAUCCUUAUAAUGAAAUAGAAAAAAGAUUUGAGAAAGGAAAUCCAAUUUGGAAAGGCAAAAUUUAUGUCAAAAGAAACAAUGAUCAAGUAGUAGAAGACCUUAAUCCUCAGCUCAGCCAAGAAUCUGAACCGAGUGAAAGUCAACCGACUCAAACAGGUAAAUCUCUCCUUGAUCCUAAUUCUCUAUAUAUCGACCUUGAUGUCCCUAUAGUACUUAGGAAACAAUAUACUAAUCUUAAUGUUCCCAUAGCCUUUAGGAAGACGGGUAGGCCAUGUACUAGGCACCCCUUGUCUAACUUUGUAUCAUAUUCAUUUGUAUCAUAUUCAAACUUGUCUCCCUCUUUUGCAGCAUUUACUUCUAAUUUAUCUAGUGUCAAAAUUCCUAAGAAUGUACAGGAGGCUCUAGAAAUUCCAAAGUAG
Molecule: messenger RNA, 513 nt
Organism: Vicia faba (fava bean)
Lineage: Eukaryota; Viridiplantae; Streptophyta; Magnoliopsida; Fabales; Fabaceae
Source: the annotation of a GenBank genome assembly